GCCCCCCUCCCCAGCUUCACUUGGCCGCGCGGACCCGGCUCCCGGCUGGAGAGCUGCGGCCAAGCCAUAGCCGGAGGCAAGCCCUAGCGGCGCCAUCCCGGACCCCGCGCCGCCGACCGCCGGCCCGCGGGCGACGGGCAUGCUGGCAUGGCAGGACGGCGGGGCCAAGGCGGCUCCCUCCCACCACAAGAUCUCUUUCUCCGUCCUGGACAUCCUGGACCCGCAGAAAUUCACCCGCGCAGCGCUCCCGGCGGUGCGCCCGGCUCCCCGGGAAGCCAGGAAAAGUUUGGCCGAGAUGGAAGCGGGGAAAGAUGCCAGCUCCAGGGACGCUGUACGACAGCUGGAGACCCCUGAUGCUGCGGGCCCAGGCGCCGCCCAGGCGUCCCCCCUGGAGGGUUCCGAAGCGGAAGAGGAGGAGGAUGCGGAGGAUCCGGGGAGGCCGCGGCGGCGGGAGCGGGCUGCGCGCUUGCUGCCGGGCCCAGCGCGCUCACCUGACGCCCCGGCCGGGGCAUUGGCGUCUGGGGAGCCCUGCGAGGACGGCGGGGGCGGCCCUGUGGGGUCCCCUCCGGGCUCCCCGGGCUCCCCGCGGCCCAGGCGCCGGCGCGUGGUGCCCAACUGCGCCAAGCCGCGGCGCGCGCGCACCGCCUUCACCUACGAGCAGCUGGUGGCCUUGGAGAACAAGUUCCGGGCCACACGCUACCUGUCCGUGUGCGAGCGCCUGAACCUCGCGCUGUCGCUCAGCCUCACCGAGACGCAGGUCAAAAUCUGGUUCCAGAAUCGCAGGACCAAGUGGAAGAAGCAGAACCCGGGUGCCGACGGCGCGGCGCAGGUUGGGGGUGGCGCGCCCCAGCCAGGGGCGGCGGGGGGCGGCGGCGGCGGCUCGGGGGGCAGUCCUGGCCCUCCCGGCACCGGCGCUCUGCCCUUCCAGACUUUCCCCUCCUACUCCGCGGCCAACGUCCUCUUCCCGGCCGCCGCCUCCUUCCCGCUGACGGCUGCCGUCCCCGGGAGCCCUUUCGCGCCGUUCCUCGGGCCUUCCUACCUGACCCCCUUCUACGCCCCGCACCUAUGAAUCAGGAGCCCCCCGGCCCCUCCUUCGCGGGAUUCACGAGGGAUUGGCAUCGUCGUGUGCCCUCGGCUCCUCCACCCGGGGUGCAGGUGCGGGGGUGUCAGAGCGCCCCUUCCCUUCCAGAGGCCUGAGACUCCGCCCCUCUGCCCGCCUUGGGCACCUGUGAUCCUCGCGAGCCACCAGGGGUCAGGGAUCUGCCAUCCUUCUGAGUGUCCGGGGACGGAGGCUGACCCCAAACCUUGCGGUUUCUGGACCUUGCUGUUCACUGUGGGUCAGGUUUAAUUCAGUUCAGGGGCUAUUUUUUGAGGCUCUGGGUGUUCGGCGCGGAGCUAACCAAGAUGCCAGGAGGGAAACACGCGGAGCAGAGACGCCCUGGUUGCCAGCUGCUGGCGGCUAGGAUGGAACCUUUAAAGGUGCUGGCUCAUCAAAGGCUGAGAAACAGUCUCUGUUCACAACUGACAGCUUCCCCUCCUCAUGCUCGAUGGUUCAGCCCAAACCCAGAGAAUUCUUCCAGAUCCUGAACGAGGCUGGGGAAAGCUUGGUCCUGGAGCACACACGGCCCCUCUGAAACGACUAUUUUUAAAAUGCAUAAAACUCCACAUUUCUAGAUCUUUACUUAAGAUUCGGCCUGGAGCGCAAUACUUGUUCCAAAUAACCUCCCCAGGUUAUUCCUGAGAGGGGGGUACCUUGGUGUUCUGAGUAGGCCGGAAGUUUGUGGUAGGAAAGGUGACUUUGAUGUGUAGCUAGACUCACCUGCUAAAGUAGACACAAGUCUGUUGCACUGCAAGUUUUGAGAACAGCUUGGACCAAACCACACAGUGGACCCAAAGGCAUAAAAAUGAUAAUGAAGGCAGCAAUGGCUCAACUAAUAUCAGGAAGUCUAUGCAUGAGGCUGCCUACUUUGAUUUGCAGUAACUGAUUCUUUAAAACUUCAGUCCUGGCUUAUCUGCCUGUCCCAGGGAUUCCUGGGCUCCCAGUAGUGAGCCAGGUUGGGGAAGAGCUAGCUCCACCAGCACACAAUACAUAUGGACAGCUGAACUAUUUUUUAAAAGCACAAACUCAACAUUUUUAGAUCUCCAUCUAGGAUUCUGACUUGAAAACAAUUCUUAUUACAAACAGACUCUCCACGGUGGUGAACAAGCGGAGAUUGUAAGGGCCCAUGAAAGCAAUACUUGGGUGUGAAGAGCUGUCAUGUUCCUACUGGAUUCACCUCCAGGAACCUGAUACAUGGACAUGCAUUUUAACUGCUGCUUUUAUUACCUCUCUUAAAAAAUUCGUUCUGCGAAAUUCCCUUGCCACUUUUGCUUGGGAUACGUUUCCUUUAGUUUUCUACCUAAUAUAAUCUUGUAGCCCACAUCUCAGAAACCCGGAGGUCCCCAGUUGUGUCAUGUAUGUUUCAUUCUCACUUUUGAUUACUUGAGGCCAGCUGAGAUGUAUGUGGAUACCAUAUUCCUUGAUAUUUUUUGGUAGCCUAUGCUACUAACAAUCAAAUUUAGUGCUCAAUGGCUUCAAAGUAAAGCACACUGUUUGGCAUUAUGGAUUGCAGUUCCAUUACUAUGAUCUUGAAAUAGCUUGUUCUAUCAUCAGGAAUGAUAGAAAAUAUUCCCCAUUUCUCCCAAAUUAAAUGAAGACUUUAUGGUUCAUGUGACUCUCAUAAGGUUUGAUACUAUAUAUUAUUUAAUUACUUAAUAUCCACUAAUUAGACUCUUUUCCUUCUAAAGAAGAAUGUCCCCCAGACAACACAUUGUAACUUUCUAAAAGACAGUUGGUGCCAGAUGAGAUUAAAAAUGCAGAUACUAUACGAGAUAAUAUUUACCUUACCCUUUGGUAAACACUCCUUUAAUAACUAUUCGUUGGUUUCUCAAAAGCAAUAUCCCAUAUUAAGCAGACAAUUCAAGUGUGACAAUUCCUCUGUAACAAAUACGCUGAAUUUCUGUAAUAAGUGGGAAACAUUUCAUUCCAGUCUUCUCAGGUACCAGAAUCACGGACGUCAGUAGAAGAGAGGAAAUAGGGAGGGAGGUGGGAGACUGAUGUGUUCGUGGCCUAGCAUGGUGCUGUGAUUCCUGACCCUCUGGUUUCCACAGAUUGUUGCAGAGUCAUGCUUGAAGUGUGUGACUUUGGACUUCUGCUGCUUUAAAAGGCCCAGUGGCUUUCCAACCAAAUCCUUAGACUCAAUCUAUUGGUGUGUUUGUCUAAUAAAUUCUUUUUGUAAUACAUU
Molecule: messenger RNA, 3284 nt
Organism: Macaca mulatta (Rhesus monkey)
Lineage: Eukaryota; Metazoa; Chordata; Mammalia; Primates; Cercopithecidae
Gene: NKX1-2
Product: NK1 homeobox 2
Biological process (GO): regulation of transcription by RNA polymerase II; cell differentiation
Cellular component (GO): nucleus
Molecular function (GO): RNA polymerase II cis-regulatory region sequence-specific DNA binding; DNA-binding transcription factor activity, RNA polymerase II-specific
Source: RefSeq, a predicted model, not a curated record